AUGACGAGGGUGUCCUGGGAGGUGCUGGGGGAGCACUGGGGGGAUACCGGGGGGGAUGCCGGGGGGUUGCAGGGGGUUUGCCGGGCGGUGGUGCUGAGCCCACCGCGGACCCCUGCAGCCGGAGCCCCGGGCGAGCCCAGCCGGCCGCGGGUGUCCCCGGCCGGGCGCCCCCCCGCCGGCCCGGCGCUGACUCAGGCUGUUCCCGGCGCUCCCGGUACAUCGCGUCCCCACGCCGGGCGCUGGCACCGCGCCCGCCCGGUGCAGCUCCCGGCAGGGGCACGGCCCCGGCGGCUCCUCCGGGCUCCCGGCGAGCGGCUGAGACCGGCUCCGAAACGCCGGCAGCUGCCGGAGGGGCUUCGGGGGGCUCAGCCGCACCGCUGGCCCCAAAUCACGCUCUGUGCCCGCCGUGCCCCCACCCCGCGAGCACUGGGGCACCUGCGGGCGGUCUCCAGGCGUUCUCGGGUCUCAGAUCCGUCUGGCGGGGAAGCAUCUCCAUGGCAGGGCACAGCCUCGGGGGGAUUGAUCCCCCCCGACCCCUCUGCGCCCACCCCGGGCAGAGGAGCCGGCUCGCCCCCCCUCAGCCCGGCCACCCCCGGCCGCCCGCCCUCCCCCGAGGCUGGUACAGUUCGUUACGUCCAGACCGGAAUGUACUUUGUGUUAGAAGUGGCCACAAGCCAGGAAGGCAAAGCCGGACUUUAUUUAUCCUCCCUGCUCCGGCCCCGCUGCUGCAUCCUGCCCUUUCUCAAGCCGUGGUGGGAGCCUGAUGGAGCCAGGCAGAGAGGGGAGGCCUCGGGGGGAUCCCAGGGAUCGCCCCAGGCCGGGUCUGGCCCCUCAUCCCCACGCAGCACCCUCCCACCGCCUUCCCGCAGGGACAUCGAGGGCAAUUUCACACAGAAAUGUCCCUGUCCCUGUCCCUGCCCCAUCCCGGGCUUCCCUGCUGCUCCGCACCCCCGGGCUCCACAGCCCUCAUGCCAAGCAAGCGGUCUUGCCCUGCUGCCCCCUGUCCCCGUGUUCCCCUGGCUCCGUGUCCCUCUGUCCCCGUGUCCCCUGUCCCCGUGUCCGUCCGUCCGUCCUGCCGGAGCCCGGCUGCACCCACAGCCGGUGGCAAGGACACGCUGUUCUCCUGCUCCGUGUUGUGCAACCCUGGCUGCACCUCCCGUAAACAGCAGCUCCAGCUCCCCCCCGGGCCCUGCCCCGCUGCCCCCCGCUGCCCCCCGGUGCCCCCCGGUGCCAGCGGCCAGCGGGGCCCCCCGAGGGGUGCCCGCACCGGGGGGAAGCCAGGCACCGUCAGGAUGCAAAAAAAGCUGCUUUGAUCCCCAAAAUGGGCAAUGGGGAUCCGGUUCUGGUGGGAAGGAUGGGUUUGAUCCCUGGGAAGAGGAGGAUCCCUGCCCUGGGACCAUCGGGGGCAGAGUUUAUUAUUUAUUAUUUAUUAUUUAUUAUUUAUUAUUUAUUAUUUAUUAUUUAUUAUUUAUUAUUUAUUAUUUAUUAUUUAUUAUCUAUUAUUUAUUAUUCAUUAUUUAUUAUUUAUUAUUUAUUAUCUAUUAUCUAUUAUCUAUUAUCUGUUAUCUAUUAUCAUCUCUUAUCUAUUAUCAUCUCUUAUCUACUAUAUACUAUCUAUUAUUUGUUAUCUAUUAUCUAUUAUCAUCUCUUAUCUAUUAUCAUCUAUUAUCUACUAUAUACUAUCUAUUAUUAUUUAUCAUUUAUCAUUUAUCAUUUAUCAUUUAUUUACCAUUUAUAAUUUAAUAUUUAUUAUGUAUUGUUUCUAGUUUCUUGUUUAUUAUUAGUUUAUUAGUUUAUUAUUUAUUAUAAAUUAUUAUUUAUUUCGGAUUUAUUUGUGCUGGCACACACGAAAGGAAACCGAGAGAAAAGAGAAAACCCACUUCCUCCCCCCUCAAGAGAUCACUGCUGUGGCUCCUCGUGGUGCAGCCAAGCCAAUAGCAAUACAGACACCGGAGACGGGCAGGCGGCGCAGCCAAUGAGGC
Messenger RNA from Passer domesticus (house sparrow), 1982 nucleotides. RefSeq names its product basic proline-rich protein-like. The transcript has 3 exons. Lineage: Eukaryota; Metazoa; Chordata; Aves; Passeriformes; Passeridae. The record is from RefSeq and is a predicted model, not a curated record. Bases 1 to 1743 code for a protein of 580 amino acids.